Messenger RNA from Cryptotermes secundus, 2147 nucleotides. Its product is annotated as gastrula zinc finger protein XlCGF8.2DB-like. The record is from RefSeq and is a predicted model, not a curated record. Gene Ontology annotation, molecular function: DNA-binding transcription factor activity, RNA polymerase II-specific; RNA polymerase II cis-regulatory region sequence-specific DNA binding. The coding region runs from base 400 to 1473 and encodes 357 amino acids. Lineage: Eukaryota; Metazoa; Arthropoda; Insecta; Blattodea; Kalotermitidae. Gene Ontology annotation, biological process: regulation of transcription by RNA polymerase II. The transcript is spliced from 3 exons.
CCAACACAGCCAGACUUUCCUUGAAGAGUGAUAACACGCGGAGGACCUGACAAUUGGCGUUCACAAUUCUCUGAUCUCAGUUUUCUGUAUUUCGGCUGUGGGACACAGGAAGUGUUUUGUGUACUCAGUGUCAAUCAGUGAUUUGAAGGUAUUAUAGCAACGAGUAACGAAUGCCUGUUAGGGGAUUGGAGUGAAGCUAUGAACUUCAGGCAGAGUGCGCACUUCUGUGCGCCGAAGAGUUGAAAGACGUUUUGAAAUGCAUGGGACACACGUGCAGAAUCUGCGGUAUGGCUCAGAUGAACAUCGCCCAUAUCUGAGUAGGCACUGGUUUGUGGACACAUUAGACUGAGAAUAUUCCCUCAUUUUAAACAACAGAAAGAGAAGAUUAACAAAAGAAAAAUGGCAAGUGAAGAAGCACGCCUUGCGAGACUGCGAAGGACGUUGCAUUCCUUAGCAACUCGAGUCCCAAAAGUAAUUCUAACACGAGUUGACUGGACAUUUCCUGCUUUGAAGAAUCAGGCUAGUGUUCAAUUAAAUGCAGCAAAUAUUGAAGCAACACACGUCAUUAAGGAUGUUAAUGCCAAAGAAUUUCUUCGUGAACAGGGAGCAGAAUUGUUAAACAGAGAAGAAAACUUCGAUUUUUGUGAGAUAUGUAAGAAGUCAUUGUCUCGUGAGAAUAAUUUCUUGGGACAUGCAAGUGGAAGUAACAGAGAAACAACGUGUCUUUGUAAAAUGUGUGUCCCAUCGUUAACUCCCAAGCAUAGUGCAGUACAAGGAUCAAGUGGUCGCAGUAAGUCUUUUUCUUGCAAAGAUAGCAAGAAGAAGUUUAGCAGUCGCUAUAAUUUGUACAACCAUACCAGAGUGCACACUGCAGGAGGGCCAAUUUCUUGCAAAGUGUGUAACAAAACGUUGGCCCACCACUUUCACCUAAACUGGUAUCUCAGCGCACAUAGUGCAGAACAGCCGUUGUCGUGCGAAUUGUGUAAGAAAAUAUUCGCCCUGCGCUCUGACCUAAACAAACAUUUCAGAGUUCAUAGUGGAGAACGGCCUUUUUCGUGCAAAAUGUGUAAGAAAUCGUUCGCCCAGCGCUCUAACCUAAACACGCAUCUCAGAAUGCACACUGGAGAACGACCGUUUUCAUGUCAAAUGUGCGAGAAGACUUUCACACAGCGCUGUUACCUAAACAGGCAUCUCAGGGCACACAGUGGAGAGCGACCGUUCUCGUGUGAUGUUUGUAAGAAACGGUUCACUCAGCUCCAUCACCUAAAAAUACAUCUCAGAAUACACAGUGGAGAAAGACCCUUUUCUUGCGAAGUGUGUAAGAAAACUUUCGCUAGAAGAGAUAUCCUGAAAAAUCAUCUGAGGGUGCACAGUGAAGAACGGCAUAUUUCGUGUAAUUUGUGCAAGAAAAAGUUCACUCAUCGCUUCGUUCUUAAUAUGCACCUCAAAUCACACAGUGCAGAACUAGCAUGAUUGUGAGAUAUGGAAAGGAAUGUUCACUUGUGGUGGAAAACAAGAACGGCGUCACAUGGAAUAUCAUGAGAGAGAACGUUUUCGUGUAAUAUGUGCAAGGAAGCAUCAAUUCAAAGUGACAGUGCGAGUGUACAGAUACAUUUGAAUUUCGCAUUUCUUUCAAAUAUAUUCAUUGUAUCAACUGAAUUAUUCUGUUUAAAAUGUUAUAUUUUACUCUAAGGAUUUAUCUGGUUACAGAAACUGAGCAUUUUACUGUAUGAUAAGUUUCGGUGCCAGUUGUUUCACAUUUUUAGGUCCUCACUCUUUCAUUGACUAAGACUUGUUUAUAUAAUAUACUCUUUAUCUUUUCGUAUUCCCAUAGGUUUUAUUCAUAUUUCUGUAGUUUCAUUCAUUUGUAUUACAGGAAUAUUCCCACAUCAAUCUUCUCUGUCCACUGUUACAAGGAUAUGUCCAAGAUUUAAUUUCACAUUUUUAAUGUUUUUGUUUUCAAUUCAUUGAAUAUUCACAAUUACCGUAACUUGUUUUCUUGAGUGAAUUCAGUAUUGUUUAUUGGAAGGACGAUUGAUAUAUUACGGUUAUAUUUUAAUAUUAAUAUAUUAUAGUUACCUUCGGAUUCGGCCGCGCUAUAGCUUAAGUCGUUAGUCGCUGGUUUCUCAAUUCGACGGUCCGCGUUC